Poecilia reticulata (guppy) is the source of this 2134-nucleotide messenger RNA. It is a transcript of the gene cav3, whose product is annotated as caveolin 3. Gene Ontology annotation, molecular function: transmembrane transporter binding; molecular adaptor activity. Gene Ontology annotation, biological process: regulation of cytosolic calcium ion concentration; caveola assembly; cell differentiation. The record is from RefSeq and is a predicted model, not a curated record. Lineage: Eukaryota; Metazoa; Chordata; Actinopteri; Cyprinodontiformes; Poeciliidae. Gene Ontology annotation, cellular component: focal adhesion; sarcolemma; caveola.
GGGCACAUGCAGCAGCUGUCCUUUGGCAUGUCAGCGGGGAGCGUCAGAGACUUGCUACAGAAAAGGUUCAGAACUGAGCCGAGAACUGCUGUGUGCAGUUUCCGAAAAGGUUCUCAUCGCUCCUGUCUUUGACCAAACCUGGGACCUGCGCAGCCUCGACCAUGGCGGAUCAGUACCAGUACAACACCAACGAGGAGAAGAUUGUGAAGGACAGCCACACCAAGGAGAUCGAUCUGAUUAACAGAGACCCCAAGCAAAUCAAUGAGGACGUGGUGAAGGUGGAGUUUGAGGACGUAAUCGCAGAGCCCGAUGGCACGCACAGCCUGGACGGAGUGUGGAGGCUCAGCUACACCACUUUCACCGUGUCCAAAUACUGGUGCUACCGCGUCCUGUCUGCUGUCUUUGGCAUCCCAGUCGCUCUGCUCUGGGGCUUCCUGUUUGCCUGCAUCUCCUUCUGCCACAUCUGGGCCGUGGUUCCCUGCAUCAAGAGCUGUCUGAUUGAGUCGCAGUGCGUCAGCCGCAUUUACUCACUCUGCAUCCAGACCUUCUGUGAUCCUUUCUUUGAAGCUCUGGGCAAGAUUUUCAGCAGCGUCCGCGUGGCACUGCGCAAAGAAGUCUAAGAACUCACUCUGCAGUUUGAAAUAUGACCAGAGAAAGUGUGGUAUGUGUGUGUGUGUGUUUUUUUUUUUACCGCGAAAAAAUAAUCCAUCCCUGGCAUCUUGCUUUGCAACCGACUCGUCCUCGUCUCACUGUAUAGCAUGCUGUUCUCCGCCCUCCGAAGUCUGAGCCAGAGAUCUAAAGCCUGACAUGCCCAGUGUGCAUUUAGCCAGCAGAAGUGCUGUGACAGCUGCAGCAGGCAGCCUGGCUCUCUGACAGCUCUGGCAGGUCUAGGUUGACCCAAGCAGAAGAAGGUCCACUGUCAUAAGGGGAAGCUCGGUAUUCACACCUACAGUGGUUUUAGAAGUUUACACACACACACACUCAAAAACACACAAUUUUGUGAUGCAAAAAAUGAGUUCACGAAGAAUCAUUUAAAGAAUGUUUUUGCUUCUAAUGUGGUAUAUGUCCUGUUAGAUCCAGAUGAAGAACAAACAAAUCUGUUAGGAGAAGAAAUGUAAGAAAAAUAUAUCAGAAAUGAAGUUCAGGUUUUCUAGGACUUACAUGACAUUUGUUCAUGUAUAUCCUUUAACAAAAGCCAGAGAGAUUACAAUUAUAUUUGCCGAAAGAAAAAGCAUCAAAGCUCAAAAACAAUAAUGACCAACAACAGUGAUACUAAAUGAACAGUCCCCCCCAGAGAAGAUGGAGUCCUGAAAGAUCUCAAAACAGCAUCAGUCACUUACUCGUCAGGAGUGUGCACCUCUUUACCGUUUGACAGAUUUGUUAUUUUCAGUUGAACGGGACACAUGACAUGUCAUGAGCAUGAAAAAUUUGGAAAUUAUUUAUUGCAGAUUGAUUGUUUUACAUGACAAAUCCUGACGUUUUUGCACAGAGACGUGUCCAUUCUCAAGAGGCACUAUUUAUGUAUCCACCAGAGAAAGCAAGAAUUCACAAAGAUGCACAAAAAAUACAUAAGAUAGAUUGUUUUAUUUGUGCAUUUAAUUUGGUUCCUUUCAAAAGUUUUUGCAUUGUUUUGUUACUGAUUUCCGUCAUGCUGUUCACUAUAUACCUCAAAGAAAUGAAAUGAAUUUUAAACAACUACUUUGUCCUGUAUUUUGGGAUUGUUUGUAUGUGCUUUAUACAUGCUUUGUUGUCUGUGUAAUUUAUAAGGACCCUUUAUAAUGCAGUACAGAAAAAUGAUUUUUAAAAAAAAUAGAAAUAGAUUUCCAAGUCUGUUAUGUACAUCAAGAUAUGACAUCUCUUAUAACAGUUUGUGCUAGUUUGGAAUAACAAACUCACAGUUAAGUAGAGGUUAGUGCAUGCAGUAAUUUAAUGCAUUUGCAAAAAGCUUUAGAAAUCAUCCCGCAACAAAGUGUUUUUGGAAUCUUCUGUCAUCCUGGAAGCGCUGACCAGAGAACUGAGACCCACUAGAGGAUGCUGUUGUGUGUUUUUCAUGCGUUCUUUCAUUAGACCAUUUCUUAAUGGUUCACUGCCACCACACCCUGCUUUGUUCAUAACAUUGCUGUUUUUCACUCUG